UGUUGGAGGAUUCACUUAGGGUUACAUACUGUCUCCCCCCCCCUACCCAGGACAUGUCGUACUACUGCUGUGUGGAGUUACAGGGGCCAGGGGAACAGCUGUUAGCUGCUCUGUCUAAGCUGACCAGCAAGGAAACUGGGCCUACGUUUGCAGCAGCCAUGUGUGUUUCAGGCAGGAGACAGGGCAGUGUGGUGGUGUACCGAGCAGGACAGUACCCUCUCCAGCCCCUGGGGCCUGUCACAUUCCUCUGGAGGCCCACAACGCAGGGCCGGGGGGGCCAGGAGGACCAGGGCUCCCAGGGAUCAACACACAGACAGCUGUGGAUCUGGGCUCACCCCACCAUGAAAACGGUCAGAGCGACUCAUAUGCAGAAUCAAUCAACUGUGCCCUGUGGGAUUGCCCUGUGUCGUGACUGUGCCCUGUGUCGUGACUGUGCCCUGUGGGAUUGUGCCCUGAAAGUGACUGUGCCCUGUCGUGACUGUGCCCUUUGUCGUGACUGUGCCCUGUGUCGUGACUGUGCCAAUCAGACUGUGCCCUGUGUCGUGACUGUGCCCUGUGUCGUGACUGUGCCCUGUGUCGUGACUGUGCCCUGUGUCGUGACUGUGCCCUGUGUCGUGACUGUGCCCUGUGUCGUGACUGUGCCCUGUGUCGUGACUGUGCCCUGUGCCCUGUGUCAGGAGCUGCAGGCUGUCUGUCAGUGUUCUGAGGCUGUCCUUCCACCUGCUCCAGUGGAUCCCUGUCCCACAGCCAGCCCCUUUGGGAUCCUGGGGCUGGUCCUGAGGCGGCAGGCUAUGGUUCUGGUUCUAAGAUGUCCCAGGGAGCCUGAGGCUGCUGGACCACCAGCCAAAAGCUCCUGGGAUCCAUUAUUAAACCCCUCCCUUUAUUCUCAACCAUGUGGACUUCCUGAAUGUUGUUGUUUACUGUUUUGCAGUGACCUCACCAUGGAGAUGGUGCGGUAUCGUCUGAUUGGACCUCUAUCACAUUCCGUUCUGACUGAAACCCUGGCCCCUGCCACACACUGUGAUGCUCCAGGUAAAUCCAGACCAUCUCCCUUCUGGUGGCCAGAUCACUGCAGAGACGACUGUAACAUGUCUCUUCAUCAACAACAAGCUGGUGUCUUCAACAUGCUCAAAGGUGUGUACUCCACAGCAGAGGUUCCAGCCGGCUCAGUUCUGGGUCUGACGGUGGAUGACCCCAGAUUGACCUUACCAAACAAGAGAAGCAAGGCCGUGUCCGACAUCAGGAAGGCACAAGGAGUGAACGAGGAGAGGAGGAGGGAACUGAUGUUGAAGGGGAUCCCUGAACCGCUCAGCCAGAGUUCCCUGUGGGACCGGUCGGUCCGCGACAACGUCACACACAACAAGAUGACAGACCAGGAAGUAAACAGACUGCGUAAUGAUGUUCUGGUCCCAGGCUCCAGACUCCCCACCCCCCUGCAGGGUAGAGUACCCGUCCUACUGGUGCAGCAGUCUGGGAAGAGCCAGGGCACAGAGAUGGGGUCCUGGGGGGCGGGAUGGGACCUGCUGCUACCCAAGGCCUGGGGCAUGGCCUUCUGGGUCCCUCUGGUAGAUAGAGGAGAAGCACGCGGAGGGCUGAGGAUGAGUCUGAAACACGCCCAGAAUAAAGGAGAGCCUCACUUUCCCCACGACUACCCAGACUGCCCUGCAGGAGCACGCUUCCAGGAAGAGCAGGAGGCUGAGCUGCUGGCCAAGUUCAGGAGGCGCCCGCCAGCCAAACGGACCAAUUACAUCAAACAUGGCUGCCUGGCUCCGUUCCGUUGUCCCUGGCAACAGCUGGUCGAGGAGUGGGAGCUGAUCGUGAAGGAGGAAGGAGGAGGAGGAGGAGAGGAGGCGGUCGCAUCAAUGGAACAGGAAGUGAAACCACCACAGAGUAACUUCACAGUCUUGAGGUAGAUGCCACUUCUGGAUGAUACUGUAUACAUGUAAGGGAUAAACACUGAGCUGUGUACAUUAUCUGGAUAUAAUGGACCCCGGGGUAGGAAGAAGGAACUGCUCGGUGAUUUAGAACGGUUAUGAGGCAGGGUAGCCUAGUGGUUAGAGUGUAGAGGGGGCAGGGUGGCCUA
Oncorhynchus gorbuscha (pink salmon) is the source of this 2083-nucleotide messenger RNA. Its product is annotated as ribonucleases P/MRP protein subunit POP1-like. Gene Ontology annotation, biological process: tRNA 5'-leader removal. Lineage: Eukaryota; Metazoa; Chordata; Actinopteri; Salmoniformes; Salmonidae. The record is from RefSeq and is a predicted model, not a curated record. The transcript has 11 exons. The annotation marks the transcript as partial. Gene Ontology annotation, cellular component: ribonuclease MRP complex; nucleolar ribonuclease P complex.